Molecule: messenger RNA, 1304 nt
Organism: Cryptococcus amylolentus CBS 6039
Lineage: Eukaryota; Fungi; Basidiomycota; Tremellomycetes; Tremellales; Cryptococcaceae
Exons: 4
Coding region: 119-1138 (339 amino acids)
Molecular function (GO): oxidoreductase activity
Source: RefSeq, a predicted model, not a curated record
CUUCUCGUUUUCUGGAAUCCGACAUCUUCCUUGGCUGUGACGCACCGAGUAUGACGCCGCACGCCAGUUCACAGACAUAUAAAGAGCGGCUUUCUCAUGCACCCCCUACUCGCCUCAGAUGCUCGCACGGCAAUCAAUCUUCAAGCAAACCCCCAAACUACUCAAACCUCGCAACCUCGCGACUCCACCUUGUAUCUUCAGAAACACCAAACAGUUUACGACAACAGCUAUCAAUAUGGGAGGCGACCAACCUGAAAUCAUCACCGCCUAUAAGGAACUUACUUCCAUCAAGGCUCAGACCCAGGAGCUGCCCGGUAAAGAUGUCGACAUGGACCCCCUUGCCGAGUUUACCAAGCUCGAAGACUGGGACGAUGACGGAAAGCCUUAUCUCCGAGAGUAUGUGGGAAGCGGCAAGCUGAAGGGCAAGAAGGCGAUCGUCACUGGUGGAGACUCUGGUAUCGGCCGAUCUGCUGCUCAGCUCUUUGCUCGAGAGGGUGCCGAUGUGACCAUUGUCUACUUGCCUGAGGAGGAAGAAGAUGCGCAAAACGCCAAGAAGGCCAUCGAGGCUGACGGCCAGCAGUGCCUUGCCCUCGCGCUCGACCUCAUGAAGGCCGACCAAGCUGAGGCUAUCGUUAAGAAGCACAUUGAAAAGUUUGGAAAGCUCGACAUCUUGGUCAACAACGCUUCCAAGCAGAUCAUGUGCACUGACAUCGCGGAGAUCGAGCUUGCCAACGUCGAGAGUACAUUCCGAAGCAACAUCCUCGGCAUGUUUGCUCUCACCAAGUCCGCCGUGCCCCACCUCAAGCGUGGUUCCGCCAUCAUUAACACUUCCUCUGUCACCGCCUUCAAGGGUUCUCCCGGUAUGAUGGACUACUCGUCUACAAAGGGUGCUAUCGUCACCUUCACCCGUUCUCUCGCUGGACAGCUGGCACCCAAGGGUAUCCGGGUGAACGCUGUCUGCCCGGGACCUGUAUUUACACCGUUGCAGCCGGCAUCGAGACCGGCGGAGAACAUGGAGGGCUGGACCGUUGGUGGGACUCCCCUGCAUGGUAGGGCCAGUAUGCCCGCCGAGAUGGGUCCUUCAUAUGGUGUGUCAAUAUCAAUGCCUGGCCAGAGCCUGUCGCUGACGGCCGUGUAGUUUUCCUUGCUUCUGCGGACGCGAACGCUAUGACGGGACACAUGUUGCACGUCAACAACGGGCAGUGGAUUGGUUAAUCACGGAGAGUUACGGUACAUAUCAGAAGCAGAAUAAGGAAACAGCACAUAGCACUGUGACUGCAUGCAAAACCCGAGUAGCAAUAAUA